This is a messenger RNA of Phaeoacremonium minimum UCRPA7, 786 nucleotides long. RefSeq names its product putative glucan 4-alpha-glucosidase-like protein. Bases 1 to 786 code for a protein of 261 amino acids. The transcript is spliced from 2 exons. The record is from RefSeq and is a predicted model, not a curated record. Lineage: Eukaryota; Fungi; Ascomycota; Sordariomycetes; Togniniales; Togniniaceae.
AUGUCGGCAGAGAAGGCAGCUCGGCGGGUUGGUUACAAUAGCCCUCUCACCCAGACCAUCAUUACCAACAAGUACACGAAGUCGCACAUCGAUUUGCUAGUGGAGGAGGUCUCACCCUACACAACUCCUGUCACGGAUGAGCAAGCUGGUAAGGUCCUAGAUCUUACUAUGGCCUAUACUGGUGACGAAACUCGCGAUGGCGGCCAGACACCAGGCCCGUUCGAGGAGAUGCGUCGUCGGAUGGCUGGGCUCGCGACAAGUACACCAGUCUCACCAUCCGGAGGCAUUCGCAAGAGAAAGAAGAAGGAUAAGGAUAAGAAGCGCCGUUGGGUGUGGACCAUCGGCCAGGAGGAAGACGAUGAGGACAUUGGCGGAGCGCUAGCGGCUAUUCGAGCAGCUGCUCGAGCUAGUGCGUCUAAUACACCUGUAGAAGGUGCUCCUGCCACGAGUGUGGCUGCGCCGCUGCAACCUACCGUUGUAGUGGACUCCCCUAUGGAGAUACUUACUCCAAGCAUUGAAACGGCUGGCCAGGAUGAGGAGGUGGCCGACGAAGUCAUGUCUCAGACGGGUAGUACCGUCUCGGAAUCUGUGGACAGGGCACUCACCCCAGGGGACAUGGACAUUGACAUGAUCACCCCGACGGUUACUCGCAAAAGACUUCUCAGUGCAGAUAUAGCCAACCGGCAGCUCUACAGAUCUGAGCGACAGGACUCUGUGGACCUGUUCAACCCAGACACGGGGAGCAGGAGGGACACGCCUGUGCCGGCGGACAUGAUGGUUGCAUGA